Molecule: messenger RNA, 681 nt
Organism: Pneumocystis carinii B80
Lineage: Eukaryota; Fungi; Ascomycota; Pneumocystomycetes; Pneumocystales; Pneumocystaceae
Exons: 9
Coding region: 1-681 (226 amino acids)
Source: RefSeq, a predicted model, not a curated record
AUGAAUCGAGCGGUUUCAGUAGGAGCACAAGUUUGUUUUUUUCCAGAAGCAAGUGAUUUUAUUGGGCUUAAUCAUGAAGAUUCUAUGGAACUUACGUUUUCUCACGAAAGAGAGGUGUUUAUUAAUGAAUUUAAAGAACAUGUGAAAUCAUUAAAAAUACAUGCAUCGGUAGGAUUUAGAAAGGUUGGAGUUCAUGAGCCUAUUAUGUCAAAAGAUCUUAUAGCGAAUAUGUGCCUUUGGAUAGAUGACCAAGGAAAUGUUGUACAUAAAUAUCAAAAGCUGCAUUUGUUUUCUAUUAAUUCAGUAGAUCAUCAAAGAAUGAAAGAAUCGAAAUAUAUAGAAGGGGGAAAAGGAAUUGUUCCUCCGUUUAAAACCCCGAUUGGGAAUGUUGGAUUAGCAAUAUGUCAUGAUUUAAGGUAUCCAGAAAUGUCUAUAAAGCUUCGAAAUCUUGGGGCAGAGUCUUAUGUAAUCGCCGCGAAUCAAGCUGGUAGACAUAAUGAAACUCGUGAAAGUUAUGGACAUAGCAUGAUUGUAGAUCCAUGGGGUAUUGUGCUUGCAUCUUGCUCUUCUGCUUCAAGAGAACCUUCUUUUUGUAUUGCAGACAUUGAUUCAUCACUCGUUCAUAAAGUUAGAAAAGAAUUACCACUUACUAGAAGAAACGAUGUAUAUCCUAAGAUAUAA